This is a messenger RNA of Aspergillus thermomutatus, 900 nucleotides long. RefSeq lists its product as uncharacterized. The record is from RefSeq and is a predicted model, not a curated record. The transcript is spliced from 3 exons. Bases 1 to 900 code for a protein of 299 amino acids. Lineage: Eukaryota; Fungi; Ascomycota; Eurotiomycetes; Eurotiales; Aspergillaceae.
AUGAAAACAGAAGGGAACAGAGCCAGUGACCCCGAUCCAAACGGGGAUGUCAUCCUCGUGGUAUCCCCACCAAAGCAGCCUCGCGCAUACGCACCCUCCAGGCUGUAUUUAGAUGGAGAGGCAGAAGUUGCCAGGCUGAAGAAAGAAUCGGGCGACGCCGAAGAACUGCAGAAGAAUGGCUGCGUCGAGAUGGAUGUCCCCGAUACUGAUCCUAAGGCGUUUUCGAUCCUGCUUAAUUUGAUGCACUGCCGCAUGCAGGAAGUUCCUACCUCGGUGACCUUUGACGAGUUGGUCGAGCUGGCUGUCCAAGUUGACUACUUCAAAUGCCAUGGAGUUCUGGGGCUGUAUCCCGCGAGAUGGAUCGAACCGUGGAAGGCGAAACGUCCCAACACUUACUGUGAUGAGACCGUCAAGUGGAUUUUCAUUUCUGGGGUGUUCAAUGAUUGCCAGCUUUACUCAUCUGUUACAUGCUUGGCGGCACGACAGACCAAGGACAUCAUCAACACGCUGGAUCUUCCUAUACCGCUAUCUGUUACAGACAUCAUCAAUCGGAGAAGGAAAGAUCUGCUGUACCUUAUAUUCAGAGCUGUGGAAGCCAGGCGGCAGAAAUUAGAGACCGGCGAGAUCACCUGCACUUUCGAGUGCGACUCGUUGAGACUAGGGGCACUUAUGAAGCAAAUGAAGGCCCACGGACUGCCAUGGCGCCGCGAGAACCUCGAUUAUAAAGGCCUUGCACCAGAAAGCGUGGCUAAGAAAAUCCUCGAAUUCAAGAAACCGAGCACCGAGGUAUCUUGCAAAGGUCGGUGCGGUGGGCUUCUUGGACCUGGAGCAAUCGAAGAGCGCCUAUACCGUCAAGCGAAAUCACUUGGACACAUCCUGCUACCGGAGAGAUGGCGUUGA